Cololabis saira (Pacific saury) is the source of this 1802-nucleotide messenger RNA. RefSeq names its product tripartite motif-containing protein 16-like protein. Bases 69 to 1802 code for a protein of 577 amino acids. The record is from RefSeq and is a predicted model, not a curated record. Gene Ontology annotation, molecular function: zinc ion binding; protein binding. The transcript is spliced from 4 exons. NCBI's taxonomy places the organism in Eukaryota, Metazoa, Chordata, Actinopteri, Beloniformes, Belonidae.
AUCAGAGCUCUGACCAUUUUCACCUUGAGGGAGUAAAACUGUCUCAGUCUCAGUUAUCGAGAGGAGAAAUGGCGCAGAAAGGAGAUCAGCUGGACCAGGAAACCUUUUCUUGUUCGAUCUGUUUGGAGGUUUUAAAGGAUCCGGUGACUAUUCCCUGUGGACACAGUUACUGUAUGAACUGUAUUAACAACUAUUGGUAUGGACAGAAGCAGAAGAAACUCGCCAGCUGUCCUCAGUGUAGACAGACUUUCAAAAAGAAACUUAAGCUGGUGAAAAACACCAUGUUAGCAGCUUUAGUGGAGCAGCUGAAGAAAACUGGACUCCAAGCUGCUCCUAAACACCUGCAGGAUAACAUCUGCCCCCGUCACGGUGAGGUGAUGAACAUGUUCUGUCGUACUGAUCAGAAGUCUAUCUGUUAUCUCUGCUCUGUGGAUGAACAUAAAGGCCACGACAUAGUCUCAGUUGCAGCAGAAAGGACGGAGAGGCAGAGAGAGAUGGAGGUGAGUCGACAACAAAUCCAGCAGGAGAUCCAGGACAGAGAGAAAGAUGUGAAGCUGCUUCAGCAGGAGGUGGAGGCCAUCAAUCAGUCUGCUGAUGAAACAGUGGAGGACAGUGAGGAGAUCUUCACUGAGCUGAUCUCUCUCCUCCAGAAAAGAAGCUCUGAUGUGAAGCAGCAGAUCAGAUCCCAGCAGGAAACUGAAGUGAGGAGAGUCAGAGAGCUUGAGGAGAAGCUGCAGCAGGAGAUCACUGACCUGAAGAGGAGAGACGCUGAGAUGAAGCAGCUCUCAGACACCGAGGACCACAACCAGUUUCUCCACAACUACCCCUCACUGUCACCACUCAGUGAGUCCACACACUCCUCCAGCAUCAGCAUCCGUCCUCUCAGGUACUUUGAGGAUGUGACAGCAGCUGUGUCAGAGGUCAGAGGUCAACUACAGGACAUCCUGAGAGACAUGUGGACAAACAUCUCACUGACCAUCACUGGUGUGGAUGUUUUACUGCCCAAAGACCCAAAGAGUAGAGCUGGAUUCUUGAAAUAUUCAUGUGAAAUCACUCUGGAUCAAAACACAGUACACAAACAGCUGUUACUGUCAGAGGAGAACAGAAAGGUGACUUAUAUGGACAAAGAUCAGUCUUAUUCUGAUCAUCCAGACAGAUUCAUUAACUGGUCUCAGGUCCUGAGUAAAGAGAGUCUGACUGGACGUCACUACUGGGAGGUGGAGAAUAAAGCAGGUGUACUUUUUGUAGCAGUUUCAUACAAGAAUAUCAGCAGAUCAGGGUAUGAAACUGGAUUUGGAUUAAAUGACAAAUCUUGGUCACUAUGGUGUUACUCAGACGGAUAUGUAUUUUGGUACAACAGCAUCCAUACCUCCAUCUCAGGUCCUCUGAGCUCCAGAAUAGGAGUUUACCUGGAUCACAGAGCAGGAGUUCUGUCCUUCUACAGCGUCUCUGAAACCAUGACCCUCCUCCACAGAGUCCAGACCUCCUUCACUCAGCCGCUCCACGCUGGAGUUCGGGUUCACUCCAGUUCUGGAAACUCAGCUGAGUUCUAUCAACCGGAAAAACCUGCUGAUGACGAGCGUUGGGCUGGAGCUUCUGCGUUUACGUUGGGACUCCUGGAGGUGGCGGCUCGUCUCCGGGACGCCGGCCCCGCCCUCCACGGGGUUGCCAUGGUAGCACGCAGGGGGGCGGAGCUCCGACAGCAGGGGGCGGGGCUCCGACAGCAGGGGGCGGAGCUCAGACAGCAGGGGGCGGAGCUCCGACAGCAGGGGGCGGAGCUCCGCACGACUCCGCCGCCGUGA